Labeo rohita (rohu) is the source of this 2607-nucleotide messenger RNA. RefSeq names its product solute carrier family 2 member 15b (gene slc2a15b). Gene Ontology annotation, biological process: monosaccharide transmembrane transport. NCBI's taxonomy places the organism in Eukaryota, Metazoa, Chordata, Actinopteri, Cypriniformes, Cyprinidae. The record is from RefSeq and is a predicted model, not a curated record. Gene Ontology annotation, molecular function: hexose transmembrane transporter activity. Gene Ontology annotation, cellular component: membrane. The coding region runs from base 84 to 1652 and encodes 522 amino acids. The transcript has 12 exons.
CUGCACUGGGAUGCCGGUGGUAUAAACAAUAGCCGCUCUCAUUCAAAUUUUAGUCAGAGAGACAAUUUCGUUUGAGCUUUUAGAUGGCGGAGGAGGUUUUGAUAGAACCUAAUGGGAAAAGUGGAGGGCAUCUAACCACAUCCCUGUUGGCGGUAGCGUUCCUCUCUUCCUUUGGGAGCUCCAUGCUGUAUGGUUAUAACCUGGCUGUUGUUAAUUCUCCUGCAGUGUACAUAAAGGACUUUUUUAACCAAACCAUUGUGAGGCGGAAUGGAUCAGGAGUGGAUGAGGAGACUCUCACACUUAUAUAUUCAGUCACUGUGUCUAUAUUUGCCAUUGGAGGCCUGGUGGGCUCUCUGACGGUGGGAAUGCAGGUUACCAGAUUUGGGAGGAGAGGGACACUGGUACACAGCACAGUUCUGGUGUUUAUCGCCGGAGGGCUGAUGGGCUUCAGCCGAUUGUGUGGAUCUCCAGAGAUGAUCAUCAUUGGGCGCUUCAUUAUAGGGAUACAUGCAGGAAUUUCUCUCAGCGUAGUGCCCAUGUAUCUGGGAGAAAUUGCUCCAAAGAAUCUCCGGGGCUUUCUAGGACUAGUUCCCAGCAUCUUCAUCUGUAUAGGAGUGUUUAUCGCUCAGAUUCUGGGGCUUCAUGAACUCUUGGGCAAGGAAGAGCACUGGCCUCUGUUCUUUUCUCUAGUUGUGGUGCCUACAUUCAUACAGCUCAUGUUGUUGCCAUGGUUCCCAGAGAGUCCGAGAUAUCUGUUGAUGGAAAAGCGGAACAUUCACGCCACUAUCACAGCACUGAAGUGGUACCGUGCCAAGUGUAACAUUCAGGCUGAGGUGGAGGAGAUGCAGGAAGAGCAGCGCUCAUUGUCCUCUGUAGAAACUGUUUCAGUAUUGCAGCUCUUCAGGGAUCCGUCUGUUCGCUGGCAGGUUGUUACGGUCCUUGUGGUUAAUGCUGGGAUGCAACUGUCAGGAAUCGAUGCGAUCUGGUUCUACACCAAUGCCAUCUUUGAGAAUGCGGGCAUUCCUACUCAUCAGAUUCAGUACACAACUGUGGGCACUGGAGCCAUAGAGGUCAUCGCUGGACUCAUAGGGUGCUUUACUAUUGAGCGUGUGGGUAGGAGGCCUCUGAUGAUUGGUGGCUUCAGCUUUAUGGGGAUCUGCUGUGCUGGAAUCACUUUCUCCCUGCUAUUACAGGCUCAUGUAUCCUUUAUGCGGUAUGUUAGUGUAGCUUGUGUGGUUGGAAUCAUCGCUGGAUUCUGCAUAGGACCUGCUGGUGUCCCGUUCCUCAUGACAGGAGAGCUUUUUAAACAAUCUCAUCGACCUUCUGCCUACAUUGUAGGAGGUUUUCUCAACUGGAUAUCAAACUUUAUGGUGGGAUUUGUCUUUCCAUUUCUUCAGACGUCAGCUGGUGCGUUCUGUUAUCUGGUAUUCUGUGGUGUGUGUGUGGGGGUGGCAGCCUACGUUUUCUUCAUCAUCCCUGAAACAAAGAACAAAACCUUUGUGGAGAUCAGUCAGAUGUUCGCCUUAAGAAAUGCAUGUAAAAUUGAAAACCAGCCGCUGGGAACAACUGAUCAACUCAAGCUCAAAAAAAUGAAUGGGUAUGGUACACUGGAGCCUGGAGAUGUGGACAAAAUGGACAGGACAGAGAAAUAGUGGUAAAGAAAGAGGGCAGUAUUGUUUCUAUGCUACAAUGUCUGGUGCUACAAAACACUGUUCUGUGUGUUGUGAUUGAUUUUUUUUAUGAAUUAUCCUGUGUCAUUAGAUCACUUACUACAAAAGCACCAUUAAAGUAGCCCAAAUGACAAGUCGUAUGGAGCUUUAAUGGUGCUUUUGUUUGCAAAACUUCUGAAGCCAUACAACAGUUUGUGUGAUGAAAAUUACUUAUUACUUUACUAGUAACCAAAUGUCAAAUCUGCAUGUUUUAAAACUCUCCUGGUUAUUUUAAAGGCACAAUAUGUAAGAUUUUUUUAUUCAAAUAUCCAAAAAACACUAGUAGCGUUAUAACAGAAUUUUUUAACACACUAAAAUGUAUCUAGUAUGAUAAAACAGCGCUGUUUUUCCAACAUACCCAACCGGAAGGAGCAAAAGCUCUGCUGCUUUUUAGCUGUGUAUCGCGCUCAUCCUUUAUUAACAAUCACUCCAUCAUUGUUUAGUUUCUAUGACUUUAGGCGCCAUGCGUUAUACUACAGUGAUUUUAAUAAGUCUUUUAAUGCAUUAGCUCAUCCAUGAACAUGAUUUCUGCCCAAGUCCUGACAGAUCGACUGUGGGGAUGAAGACAACAACUCCCAUGAUUCCACACUCAAUCAAGGCAUCAUCAAACUAUGCCUUUGGUUCUUUGUUUGUUUUGAGUAUGCGCCCUCUACUGGCGAAAACUUACAUAUUGUGCUUUUGAGAUGUCAUUAAUUGAUGUUGUGUGGAUUAUAUCUUAUAUGGCAGUUCUAUAUUUGAAAGCUACAGAAUUGCUUUCUUUUUAAAAAAGGUUGCAGCGCAUUCAAUUUUGAACUGCCUGAGAGCUUCAGUUUUGAUUUGUUCCUCACACAAAACUAUCAUAUGCCUUAAGAAGACUAAGAAUAUUAAGCACAGGUCAUAUGGACUACAGUACAGUUUG